Blepharisma stoltei is the source of this 465-nucleotide messenger RNA. NCBI's taxonomy places the organism in Eukaryota, Ciliophora, Heterotrichea, Heterotrichida, Blepharismidae. The record is from the annotation of a GenBank genome assembly.
AUGUCUGUGAAACUGACAGCCCAAGAAGAAAGCGACGUAAAAGACGUUAUUUUAAUCUACGGAAACACAGCUGCUCAAACAAUACCUACCAAUAUGCUAGGCCCCAGUCUUCGUGCUCUCAAGCUAAACCCUUUAGAAAGCGAAAUCGUGGAUUUCAUAACAGAGUUUGACAGAGAUGGCUCAGGAACUCUGACAUAUGACCAAUUCGUUAAAAUUUAUUCACGCAAAAAGGUGGAUUCUGAUACUUUAGAUGAACUUUUAGCUGCUUUUAGACUACUUGAUAGAGAAGGUGAAGGAAACAUCCCAGUCCCUGAAUUUCGAUACUAUAUAUGCAGGAUGGGAGAAAGGAUGAAUGAAGCAGAUUGUGACGAAAUGGUAAAAGCCGCUGACCCAGAAAACAGUGGAAAAGUUAAUAUAGAAAAAUUUGCAAAGUUUUUGCUUGGGAUUAAAGACGAAAAUAAAUAA